This is a messenger RNA of Dichotomopilus funicola, 741 nucleotides long. Its product is annotated as calponin domain-containing protein. Gene Ontology annotation, molecular function: microtubule plus-end binding. The record is from RefSeq and is a predicted model, not a curated record. Lineage: Eukaryota; Fungi; Ascomycota; Sordariomycetes; Sordariales; Chaetomiaceae. The coding region runs from base 1 to 741 and encodes 246 amino acids. The transcript is spliced from 4 exons. Gene Ontology annotation, biological process: spindle assembly; regulation of microtubule polymerization or depolymerization; protein localization to microtubule. Gene Ontology annotation, cellular component: microtubule organizing center; cytoplasmic microtubule; microtubule plus-end.
AUGGGCGAAUCUCGGCAAGAACUCGUGCAAUGGCUCAACAGCCUGCUGCAGCUCAACAUCACCAAGGUCGAGCAAUGUGGCACUGGUGCUGCGCUCUGCCAGGUGUACGACAGCAUCUUCCUUGACGUCCCCAUGUCGCGCGUCAAGUUCAACGUCAAUUCCGAAUACGCUUACAUACAGAAUUUCAAAGUCUUACAAAACACAUUCACGAAACACCAGAUCGACCGGACCGUCCCCGUCGAGUCGCUCGUCAAAUGCAAGAUGCAGGACAACCUCGAGUUCCUCCAGUGGACGAAGCGGUUCUGGGACCAAUACUACCCAGGCGGCGACUACGACGCAGUCGGCCGUCGUAAAUCCGGCCCAGCACCUGGCGUGGGUGGUGGCGGCGGUGGCGGACCCCGGGCAGCCAGCGGCGCAGCUCGACGUCCCGGCGGCACGACCCCGACCACGGGGGGCGCCCGCGCCGGCGUCAAGGCCGGAGGCGGUGCCGCUAGCGCCGCGCUGCAGCAGGAGAACACCACACUCAAGGAGACGGUCGUCGGCCUCGAGCGCGAGCGCGACUUUUACUUCAGCAAGCUCCGCGACAUUGAACUGCUGGUCCAGCAGGCUGUUGAUGAGGACCCCGAGCUGGAGAAGGCGGAGGAUGGCCUGGUCAAGCAGAUCCAGACCAUCCUCUACUCUACCGAAGAGGGCUUCGAGAUUCCCGAGGCGGAGCAGGCGGAGGACCAGGAGACAUUUUAA